This is a messenger RNA of Rubroshorea leprosula, 4238 nucleotides long. Lineage: Eukaryota; Viridiplantae; Streptophyta; Magnoliopsida; Malvales; Dipterocarpaceae. The record is from the annotation of a GenBank genome assembly.
AAGGUAAUUGAAAACCAACCUUAAGCUCCUUUUAUCUCCGCUCUAAAAGUGACCCCGAUUAUUGCUGACUUAAGCAUCGGAGUGUCUACUCCGAAACCCACCUCGAGGCUUUGCAGGUCAAUCUGGAGUGUAGAUACGGACUGAAGAAGGACUUCUGAUUUGGUGCAAUUACAUUUGGCGUCGUCUGUGGGAAUCCGAACUGAAAGCUCCCUUGUGGCUCUUAUCAUGGUUAAUACUCGAUUGGUCCGAGUUGGAAACUCAUCUCAGCCUCUUGGACGAGGUCAGGUCCCCAGCAACCUUCCACCUCACCUCCCACCUCCAAUCCCAAAUAUAUUCCCUCCUGUUGACCAUGCAGAAGGAGGAGAUGAAAAUCAACCACACAACUCAGCUCACAACUCAGCUUCCACUGCCAACCAAGACGUAGUCGCAGCUCAACUUGCUGCCAUGCAACAACAAUUUGGUGUCUUUCAACCAACGCUGUCUCAGCUCUUAGCUCGGAACAACCCUGGUAAUCCCCUCAUCAAUCUACUUAACCCUGUUCCACAACCCCCAGCUCCACAACAAAACCCUGAACUAGUUCAGCAUGCUCCUGCUUUUAAUAGCUUAGAAAAGCUAGUAGCUGAACAGAGAGAUGCCCCACCUCCACACCAUGCUACUGACUCCAUACCCCACCCUCUGAACACCAACAUCACACUGGAACCCUAUCCUGCUGGCUUCAAAAUACCUCAGCUUGAGACUUAUGAUAGGACGAAGGAUCCCGAUGAUCACCUACAUGCUUUCUACUCUUACAUGCAAGCUCAGAACGCCUUUGACGCGUUGAUGUGCAAAAUUUUUCCCUCUACUCUUCGAGGUAAUGCUCAAACCUGGUAUUACAGUCUACCUCUAAGGUCAAUCAGCUCUUAUACAGAAAUGGCAUCUGCUUUUGCCACAAAGUUUUCCAGUAGAAGAUUGAUAAAGAAAACUACUUCUGAGUUGAUGCAAAUUAAACAGAGGGAUGGAGAAUCAUUGAAGAAUUAUAUGAGCAGAUUCAAUGAUGCAAUAUUGGAGGUUAGCUCAUUUGACCAGGCUGUGGGGAUCGCAGCUAUGAUCUCAAGUCUUAACCAUGAGAGAUUCAGAGAUAAUUUGAUCAAACACCCUGCCACCACCUUUAGCGAGGUCAAUGAUAGGCCGAACUCAGCACCUCCACAACAGUCUGCAGUUGUUACACCCCACAAUGAUCCUUUAGUCACUUCUGUCAUGAUUAACAACUGUGAUGUACAACGUGUCCUUGUUAACACCGAGAGUGCACUAGACAUCAUGUACUUCCACUGUUUUGAGAGUCUUGGACUGGAUCCAGCAUUGUUGCAGAGAUAUGAUGGUCUCAUCUAUGGUUUCAACAACCAGCCAAUUCAGGUAGAAGGAGUUCUUACCCUCUAUGUUGCUUUUGGGAGUGGCCGAACCUAUGUGACUCCUUCAGUCCGGUUUCUAGUAGUCAAGAUGGCAUCUUCUUUCAACGUUGUUAUUGGCCGACCCACACUGACUGAAAUUCGAGCUGUGGAGGUGGCUAGAUAUUGCUAUAUCACCUCAGUAACACAACCUAAGAAGGGCAAAGAUCAGACACCCGAGGCCAUCCCCCAACGGAUUCCUGAUAAUCAGCAAGUCAUGGGAGUUGAGAUAGUAGACAACCGACCUGAAGAUGAAACCAGAGCUACUCUAGUUGAGGAUGUUGAAGAGGAGUUCCACCUUCAGUAUCCCAAACAUAAGCUCAGCACCAAUCCAUUGAAGAAACCAGUGACCCAGAAGCGACGUCUCUUUGGGGGGGAGAGACUUAAGGUCAUAAAAGAAGAGGUAGAGAAGCUUUUACAAGCUAGUUUUGUCAGAAAAGUUAAUUAUUGCGAAUGGGUGGCUAACCUAGUAUUGGUAAAAAAAGCAAAUGGUAAAUGGCAAAUGUACAUCGACUACACAAAUCUUAACCAAGCUUGCCCCAAGGAUUGCUAUCCGAUGCCGAGCAUUGACAAAUUGGUUGAAGCAGCUUCAGGCAAUGAGAGAUUAAGUCUUUUGGAUGCAUAUUCUAGGAAUCUGGAGGUUUAUAUCGAUGAUAUUGUGGUAAAGAGCCUGAAAGCAGAAGACCAUCUAGCUGACCUCGAUGAAACUUUCAAUAAUCUCAAGAAGAACAGAAUGCGGUUAAACCCAGCCAAAUGCACCUUCGGCAUGGAGUCUGGAAAAUUUCUAGGUUUCAUGGUUUCUCGGAGAAGGAUUGAGGUCAAUCCAGAGAAGAUCAGAGCAAUUGCCGAGAUGGAACCGCCGAAGUCAGUGAAAGAUAUACAGAGGUUGACUAGAAGGGUGGCAGCUUUUCAUCGGUUCAUAUCAAAGUCAGCAGAUAAAUGCCUGCUAUUUUUCAAAAUUAUGAGGUCAGCCGCCCAAAAGGAUGAAUCGGGUAAACAGAAGAAGUUUGAAUGGAAUCAGGCAUGCCAAGCCGCAUUCAAAGAGCUGAAGUCUUAUCUUAGCUCACCACCUCUACUAACUAAGGCUAUAGAUGGAGAGAUUCUCUAUUUGUAUCUAGGAAUUUCAGAUGAAGCCACUAGUUUGGUUCUGGAAGCUGAGGCCAUAUUUCUAGUCACACCGAAUCAUUGUCUUCACAGACCAACCUCUUCGACAGAUUCUGCAGAAGCUAGAGUGCUCCGGAAGAUUAAGUGGGCAGUAGAAUUGGGGGAAUUCGAGAUAACAUUUCAGCAGAGAUCUGCAAUCCGAGCUCAAGCACUGGGUUUAGGAGCUGGUGCUCUCUUGAUUGGUCCAGAUGGAUACCGAAGUGAACAAACCCUGAAAUUUAACUUUGAUGCAACAAACAACAUAGUUGAGUAUGAAGCUCUGCUACUUGGUCUACAACGAGCAUUGGAGUUGAAAAUCAGCGCAAUCCAAGUGUACAGUGACUCCCAGCUGGUGGUGAAUCAAAUCAACUCAAUCUGCGAAGUCGUCAAUCCUGUGAUGGUGAAAUAUGUAACCUUAGUGGCCGAGCUGAAGUGCAAAUUUCAGAAAUUCUGUCUGAGCAAAAUUCCCCGAACUGAGAAUGAACAAGCAAAUUCACUCUCUAAGUUUGCCUCUGAUAGCUCUUUAAGUUCCAAAUCAGUUUUUGUGGAGGUCUUAGAUGAACCAAGCUUCAUGAAGCCACGGAUGAUGGAGAUUAGCACAGACCCAAACACGCCGAGCUGGACUGACUCAAUUAUCUCCUUUUUACGAGACGGGAUAGUACCUGAGGACAAGCAGGAGGCAAUGAAGUUGAGGAAGAAAGCAUCUCGGUAUACACUUGUUGAUGGGGUCCUCUAUAAAAGAUCUUUCUCACUCCCUCUUCUACGAUGCUUGAAUCCCUAUGAAGUGGAAUACGCACUUUGGGAGGUGCAUGAAGGUGUCUGCGAAAGUCACAUAGGUGCUCGAACUUUGGCUCAUAAAGUCCUUAAACAAGAAGAGUUCACUACUUUGAUAGCACCUUGGCCAUUUGCUCAGUGGGGAUUUGACCUUCUAGGUCCAUUUCUGAAGGGGGUAAAAGGUGUAACCCAUCUGAUUGUUGGUGUGGAUUAUUUUACAAAAUUGGUUGAAGUUCGGCCAUUAUCUAGCCUUACCUCCAAGAAGAUCGAAGACUUUGUGUUUAGCUCAAUCAUUUGCAGAUAUGGGAUCCCAAACCAGAUUGUGGCUGAUAAUAGAACUCAGUUCAAUUGCUCCUCAUUUAGAGAUUUCUACUCCAGUUAUGGGAUCAAGUUGCAGUUCACCUCGGUGUACCAUCCAAAAUCUAAUGGGAUGGUAGAAUCUGUCAACAAAGUUAUACUCAAAGGUAUAAAACCAAGGUUAGAGCUGCAUAAAGCUAGGGAGGAAGCACGACUUCGAAGUCUAGUUUACAAGCAGAAAAUAGCAAACUUCUACAACAAACGAGUUCGGCCCCGAGCAUUCAAAGUAGGAGACCUUAUUCUCAGGAAAGCUGGUUUAACGGGGUUCGAAACUCGAUUCGGAAAGUUAGCACCAAACUGGGAAGGCCUCUACACUGUAGCCGAAAUGCCGCACCCAGGUGCUUACAUCCUAUGGGACACUGAAGGCAAAAAAGUUCCCAAAGUCUGGAAUGUCAAUAACUUGAAGAAAUUUUACCCUUAAUACACUUUUUUCCAGUGAACUUUGUCUUAUUUUUAUAAGCCUUAUUAUUUUCUCCCUUUCUGCUCAAUGUACAUACAAGCUCAAUGCAUUUAUCUCAUUAAUGAAUUCACUUCACAUUC